AGGCAGGAUGUGGCUGCUGGUCCUACAGCUGCUUGGUGCUGGUUUCUACCUGCAGGUGGCGACAUGCUACCGAUCAUGCAUCCUGAAUGGACAGAAGGCUCUCUGCAGUGGACAGUGGUUCUACCGGGUUCCUGCUCUGCCCUCGGACAUCACCCACCUCUUUCUGGACCAGAACUACAUCAGAGAGCUCAGCAGCGCCUCCCUCAGGGACUUUGCUGAACUGCAACACUUGGAUCUGGGCAAUCAGAAAGUAAAGCUCAUCAUAAGGAACGACGCUUUCCUCCAGCAGAGAAACCUGACAUACUUGGUCCUAGGGAGUAAUACCGGCCUUCAGCUGGACCCAAGAGCAUUUGCAGGACUGAACAAUUUACAGUCUCUGUUUCUGGAUUAUUGCGGGUUGACAGAUGCCAUCCUGGCCGACAGCUUCCUGCAGCCACUUCAGUCCUUAGAAAUGCUGGAUCUGUUUGGGAAUCAUAUCGUGAGACUCCAGCCGGGUUUGUUCUUUUCAAACCUCACACGGUUCACGAGGCUAAACCUCAAACUGAAUCAGAUUGAGAAGUUGUGUGAGGGCGAUCUCGUUGGUUUUAAGGGGAAAUAUUUUACAUAUCUAAAUUUAACAUCCAACAAAUUAUUCAAAACACCCAGUGAAGACUGGCUCAGGUGUGGAAACCCUUUUAAAGGGAUUGCCUUUAAUAUCCUGGACUUAUCCGACAAUGGGAUGAACAAACAGCAAAUAACACAGUUUUUCAAAGCAAUUCGGGGGACUCCGAUUGCUCAUCUUAAAUACUCUGGACACAUCGGUCGAGGGUUUUCCCAUAACAACAUCCCUGAUCCAGAUAAAAGCACAUUUGAAGGCCUCAACAGCAGCACUAUUCACACUUUAGAUCUGUCUAAAAACUUUAUAUUUAGUCUACAGAAUGCUGUUUUUAGUCCUCUGAAAAAUGCAACAAUUAUUGACAUUUCCCAAAACAAAAUAAAUCAGAUUAACCCAAAUGCCUUUGAUGGGCUUCAGGAUCAUUUACGAAUGCUCAACCUGUCCUUCAACCUCCUGGGAAAAAUCUAUUCUCAUACAUUCAUAAAUCUGACAGAGCUCAGGGUGUUGGAUUUGUCUUAUAAUCACAUCGGUGUGUUGGGAUACGACGCUUUCAGCAAACUUCCCAGAUUACGAGGUUUAUUUCUGACAGGAAACUCACUGCGAGACCUGGGUUUUCCUGCGACGCUGCCAAACGUAGAAUAUCUUACUUUGGGUGAUAACAAGUUGAGUUCAGUCUAUAAUAUCGCUAAACUGGGCGGUAGCAGUACCUAUGUGGACGUCACAGACAACAGACUAACAGACUUGGAGGAUGUUUACAUCAUUUUAACUCAUUUCAAAGGUCUCAAGACAUUACUCUUCGGUGGCAACUUCAUCAAGUGGUGCACUCUGUCUAAAAACAUUACGAUGCUUCAUAGUAAUAGUUUGGAAGUGUUGGAUCUUCAUGACAGUUCCCUGCAGAUCAUUUGGGCACAGGGGAUGUGCCUCCAUCUGUUUGAUCAUCUAGAGAACCUCCUUGGUCUAAAUAUCAGCUUUAAUUCACUGGUAGCUCUCCCACCAGGGGUUUUCAGUGGCCUCAGCUCCAUCAUAGACAUGGACCUUUCAUAUAAUGCCUUGACCUAUCUGCAGACAGAUGUUUUUCCAGUCAGCCUGAAACAACUGGACCUCUCCAACAACUUCCUAGUGUCACCAGAUCCUAUGACUUUCAGGUCUCUCACCUUCCUCAGGCUUUCAGAAAAUCGUUUCCACUGUGACUGCAACCUGUACGGCUUCCUGACGUGGCUGAACGUGACGAAUGUUACCUUCAUAAGCCCUACUGAAGACUUCAGAUGUGAGUUUCCAGCUGAUGUCCACAACAGUCCUCUUCACAAUUAUUCACGGAUUGUCGAACCGUGUGAACAAGAUGACGAAAAUGCCGUCAAAGAUCUGAAGUUUGCUCUGUUCAUCUUUUCUGUCCUCCUCAUCACAAGUGUCCUCCUCAGCGGGAUCGCUUAUGCCCGACUCAGAGGCCACAUUUUUAUCAUCUACAAAAAGAUUGUCGGGAAGGUCAUCGAGGGCCCAAAACCAACGCCUCCAGAGAAUGAGAUGCAGUACGACGCCUUCCUCUGCUUCACCAACAGCGACUACAGCUGGGUGGAGGAGGCUUUGCUGAAGAAGCUGGACAACCAGUUUUCAGAGGAGAACAUCUUCCGCUGUUGUUUCGAGGCCAGAGACUUCCUGCCAGGUGAAGAUCAUCUCUCAAACAUCAGAGACGCCAUCUGGGACAGCAGGAAGACGGUGUGCAUCGUCUCCAGGCAGUUCAUCAAAGGUACAGUUGGUCUCAUUUCCUUUUCUAGUAACGGAUGGAGGUGGAUGAGAUUUUAUUUCUUUCAAAAAAAAAGGUUUUUACAUUGUAGGAAAAAUGCCACUUAGAGUGCGAUAAGAAGAUCAAAACCAUUUCAGCACCAAAUGAUCUCUGGG
Molecule: messenger RNA, 2491 nt
Organism: Acanthochromis polyacanthus (spiny chromis)
Lineage: Eukaryota; Metazoa; Chordata; Actinopteri; Pomacentridae
Product: toll-like receptor 5
Exons: 2
Coding region: 8-2443 (811 amino acids)
Biological process (GO): inflammatory response; toll-like receptor signaling pathway; immune response
Cellular component (GO): membrane
Molecular function (GO): protein binding; transmembrane signaling receptor activity
Source: RefSeq, a predicted model, not a curated record